UAAAAAUAUUGUGCAUUUGCAAAAAUGUCACGAAAAAAAUGUAGUUGAAUGAAUUUUUUGAAAGUUGUUUGAAAAAAGACGAAAAAACAGAUAAAACGCAAUAAAUUGUACAGAAAAAAAAAUAAAAACAAAGAAAGGCAAGAAAGAGUGAGAAAAUGGUGAAUAUUCAAAGCAUACAGACGAUUCAGAUCAAUGGCACGGAGAUUCGUCUCGAGUCGCUGGCACAGGCCUCUCUGAUUCUCAUCGCAGCAAUAACAAUUGUCUUUUCCAACAUCAUCUACCUGGCGUCAUACCUGAAUUACAAAGGUCCCAUGGAAGUCAUCAACUACUAUUACCUAUCACUUUCCGUCGCUGACUUGAUUUGCGGCAUGUUUGUCGUGCCUCUGUCAGUGUAUCCUGCGCUCAUAGGUGAAUGGGUAUAUGGAGACUACGUUUGUAGAAUGAUGGGAUUUCUCGCGGUAACGUUAUGGAGCAUUCAGAUUUACACGUUCAUGUGGAUCUCCGUCGAUCGAUAUCUGGCUGUGAGGAAACCCCUGCGAUACGAAACUGUUCAAACGAAGACUCGAUGUCAAUGUUGGAUGGCAUUCACGUGGAUUUCCGCCGGAAUGUUGUGUUGCCCGCCGUUAUUGGGAUACAGUACGCCUUUGUUUGAUGAACAAGCAUAUAUUUGUCAAUUGGAUUGGGGAAACAUGGCAGCCUACAGCGUAACUCUCACAAUCUUGGUUUUCGGCCCAAGUUUCAUAUCAAUUGUCUACAAUUACACAUACAUCUUCUCGAUGGUGCGUAAAAUCCGUUCCGGCGAGCAAAUUCACGACAAGGAAUACGCCACAGCUCUUGCCGAAACACUCUCAAACCCAAAUCAUCUGUUAUCCUUCGUGCUUGUCUUCAUGUUUGCCAUCUCAUGGAGCCCCUUCAUCUCCGUACGCAUCUACGAACUCAUGACGGGCGUGCAUAUCGGCAAUAGUUUCCUGCAAUUUGGGCUUGUGUGGUUCGGCAUCUUCAAUUCGUUCUGGAAAAUUAUCGUAAUGAUGAUGUUUUCGCCGAAUUUCCGGCUCGCACUUAAGAUUUUCUGCCUAACAAUUUGUUGUAAAACACGAGGCCGCUUACAAGCGGAAAUGGUAGGCUUGGAUGACGAUUAGGAGCCUCUUUAAAUUAAAGAUAAUGCAAAUUUUGUCACACGUUUUAAUUUUUUUUUUCGUUAUUUGUACACGAUUUGAUGUUUUGUUGAUCUCAUUGAUUUUUUUUUUAUACAAUUUAGAUGUUAAGUUUAUUAUAUUUGUAUGAUUCCACGAAUUUUUGUUGAUAAUUAUUAUAAGUUUAGUUGUUUUUUACACCGAAUCCCGUUCAUGCGAUGGGAAAUGCAUUAGUUUAAUUUACCGAGCUUUCUAAAGGGCACUACCAAAGACACUUACAGCAACUACUCAGUACUUGCUGCGUGGUUUACAAUACAAUUCACUUAUUUAGUAAGGAAAUUUUUUGAAUUAUUAAUGAAUUUAAAUAAAAGACAUUCACAAAUACUUAG
Molecule: messenger RNA, 1522 nt
Organism: Culicoides brevitarsis
Lineage: Eukaryota; Metazoa; Arthropoda; Insecta; Diptera; Ceratopogonidae
Gene: DopEcR
Product: beta-2 adrenergic receptor
Exons: 6
Coding region: 156-1139 (327 amino acids)
Biological process (GO): G protein-coupled receptor signaling pathway; cellular response to hormone stimulus
Cellular component (GO): plasma membrane
Molecular function (GO): G protein-coupled receptor activity; peptide binding
Source: RefSeq, a predicted model, not a curated record